AGACCGGUGGACUUCAAGGUAACAGCAUUACUUUGGAUGCACCUGAGUUCAAUUCCCUGCUUAGCUGUCGUGGAACUUGCGACAGAGGGAGCCCAGCUGGUAUCUCAGACUGAUCUAUUUGCGGUAUAUUUGCUGCGGCAACUUACGUCGCGGCCAUGUCGAUGAAAGCAGGACCCUCGUUCCGGCCGCCACAGUCGUCUCCACAGCUUGUCGACGAAGCUGAGGAAGAGGAGGAUUACGUUCUUGCAGGCAGUAGCAAUGAACCACCGCCAUAUUCCAGCCCGGUAGUCUCUCCAGGUGGCCCCUCAGCUGCGUCGUCGUCGUCACGGCGGCCACUGGCUGCGUCGACGAUCCCCACGCCGUGGCUUCCUGAUUUGGACUUUUCCAGAUAUUCCAUUGCAGACGCAACAGUAUCCAAGGAUGGGACGACGAUUGUCACCACAUCCCCUGUCCUCAGCCACGAUUCGAAAGCCCUCCUCCGAUUCAUCCAGGAUCAAGCGUCGCUACCCCCACUGCCCUACAUUCGGAUCGUAGGCACCCCGCCGCCAGGGCAGUCGAGACCAGACUUUGAUAUCAAGCUGAACAUGCUGCGCUAUUUUCUCCCCAGACAACAAACUAAUUCCAGUACAACGAACAGUACCAGCAACUGGAACUAUGUCAGGCUCGUGGGCGAAAACGAGCUGGCCUUUCGAGGGAAAAGCACGCAGACCACCACACCAACCGUAAAGAGUCUGGAGCAAUGGGCCUGGAAGUUUUGCAAUGAAAAGUCAUCUGUCAAGACGUCAGUAUUUUGAAAACGAAAGAAAAGAAGAAAAAAAAAGGAUUCUCAUUGAUACCCGUGUGAUUUCUGACUCUCUGAUCAGCUUCGUUCUUGACCGACAAGUGACUAAUUGGGACACGAACAACAUCGAAGGCCAAAUCCGCAGCCUGAUCGCAGCCACGGGCUACAC
Molecule: messenger RNA, 950 nt
Organism: Penicilliopsis zonata CBS 506.65
Lineage: Eukaryota; Fungi; Ascomycota; Eurotiomycetes; Eurotiales; Aspergillaceae
Exons: 1
Coding region: 156-794 (212 amino acids)
Source: RefSeq, a predicted model, not a curated record